CUGAGUGUUGACUCGGGAAAACAAAAAAGAAAUGAAGAAAGGAUUAAAGAGAAGAAGACGUUUAGGAAGAGCUUAAAGCAGCUGUGUCAACCAAAACCAAAAAUCGCCUUUCUCCCGCGGCGGUUUUCCGGUCACAAUCUCUCUCUCUCUCGCGGCGGCGACGGCGGCGAAUAGAAUAAUCCCAUGAUGUUGAAGCUUUGGAGAUGGUACCAGCGAUGCUUGACGGUUCAUCCAUUGAAAACUCAGGUCAUCAGCUCCGGCUUUCUUUGGGGAUUUGGCGAUGUCACCGCUCAAUACAUCACUCAUUCCACUGCGAAACCUCGUCUUCUUCGUCUCACCGACACGAAGAAAGAUAGAGACUCAGAUGCAGAAUUCAAGGUCAACUGGAAGCGAGUAGCUAUCACAAGCAUGUUUGGACUUGGUUUUGUCGGACCUGUUGGCCACUUCUGGUACGAAGGCCUUGAUAAAUUCAUAAAACUGAAGCUUCGAUAUGCACCAAAGACAACGCGUUUCGUGGCAGCCAAAGUUGCAAUGGACGGUAUUAUCUUUGGCCCCAUAGAUCUAUUGGUGUUCUUCACAUACAUGGGAUUCGCCACAGGCAAGAACACAUCUGAAGUGAAAGAAGGAAUCAAGAGGGAUUUUCUUCCGGCUCUAGCUCUUGAAGGCGGAGCAUGGCCGCUUCUGCAGAUCGCAAACUUCAGAUACGUUCCCGUGCAAUACCAGCUGCUUUACGUCAACAUCUUUUGCCUAAUAGACAGUGCUUUUCUCUCAUGGGUCGAACAACAGAAGGACGCAGCUUGGAAACAAUGGUUUACUACUUCGUUUCAAACGCUGAAAGAACGAGGCGGCACAGGCGGAGUAUGAUCGUUUUUCUUCCUUUCUCAUAAAACUUUGGAUGUAAAACAACAAAAGAGUGUAAUUGGCGAUUUUCAUUUCUACAAACGAAUGUUGCCUAGGAUACAGAUUCUUAAUCAAAUAUUAUUCCGUUUUCACAA
Eutrema salsugineum is the source of this 995-nucleotide messenger RNA. RefSeq names its product PXMP2/4 family protein 2. NCBI's taxonomy places the organism in Eukaryota, Viridiplantae, Streptophyta, Magnoliopsida, Brassicales, Brassicaceae. Bases 184 to 864 code for a protein of 226 amino acids. The transcript has 3 exons. Gene Ontology annotation, cellular component: cytoplasm; membrane. The record is from RefSeq and is a predicted model, not a curated record.